GAGAAUCGUGGAGGCCAUCAGUUUCAUCAGCCAGUUGAGGGAUCGAGAAGACACUACAAAGCAGACCAUUGACCGCAUUGGAGACAUCGCCACCUCAGUACCAUGGGAAUGAUUCGCAGCAACACGUUUCUGGCGGCCCUUCUGGCCUUGCAGCUAUUUCUAGGCUGCAGUUCCGAGAAGACCUUGACGAUACAACUCCAGAAACGACCGUCGUCUGCGUCUCAACUCGUUGGUCGACAGAGGCGACACCUGAAACCCGUGGAAGCCUUGUCACUUGGCAAUGAACACAACACGGAGUACUUUGGUGUUAUUGGUGUUGGUACCCCUAUGCAGUAUUUCAAAGUCAUUUUCGACACUGGGUCCAGCGACUUGUGGGUGCCGUGGGUCAAUUGUACCUUUGGCGGCAAUAAACACACGUACAACCAUGAUGUCUCCAGUACCUACCAACGAGAAGAACCAAUGUUCUUGAUCGGCCUUUCGUACGGAUCGGGACCUGUUGUCGGAUUCUUUAGUUAUGACGACGUGGCCUUGACGCAAGAUAUUGCCGUCCAAGGACAACGAUUCAUUGAAGUCGUCAAUGCCAGUCCCAAUUACGCCUUUUAUGAUUUUGAUGGCAUUGUCGGAAUGGGAUUUGCAAACCUCGCGGCCAAUGGCACUGUUCCAUUGUUCGAAAGUUUAUUGCAACAAAACCAAAUUGAUCUACCCAUCUUUUCCUUUUACUUGUCCUCUGAAGGGCCAGGCAGCGAACUCGUUUUGGGAGGCUACGAUCCGUCCAAAUUCGUGGGAAACUUGCACGUCGUCCCGCCACACGACAAUACGGCACGGCGUUGGUCCGUUACCCUCGAUCAGGUGGUCACGGAGGGAUUUGCGGCGUUUGGAUUUGGCAAUGCUACCGACGAGGACCGUCCGAAAAUGAGUGCCCUCAUUGAUUCUGGCACUUCCUUGAUUGGCGGACCCGCCGAUCUGGUGGACAAGAUUGCGGCUCAUGUGGGGGCCAUUCCUGAUGAGACGGGGCAAAACUACUUCCUAGACUGUGCCACUAUGGAUCACGUGCCGGAUGUGUCCUUUUGGAUUGAUGGAAAAGACUAUGUGAUUCCAGGGGAGGAUUUGGUGUUUCCCGUUCAAGAUGGCAACUGCCUAUUCGCCAUGUUUCCAAUGAACAUUGGUCCUGCUGCUCGUGGAUUGAAUCCUGAUUGGAUCUUGGGUGACAUUUUCAUGAGGAAAUACUACACCGUCUUCAACUAUGUCGACCGGACCAUUGGGUUUGCCCCUGCCGUCAAGCCCAAGCGGAGACAACGGGGGUGGAUGGACUGGAUCACACAAAGUCUCACAUUGAAACCAGGAUUCUUGGCGUUGGGUCAAGUUCGUCGUCUUUGACAACAACAACAACGCAAAUCUGUACUGUAGCACUAUAAAAUCUUCAGCUACACAGCAUGCAGUAUUAUUAUUACUGAGUAGCGGAACUAGCUAAUAUAUCUUCCUUCACUU
This is a messenger RNA of Seminavis robusta, 1488 nucleotides long. The record is from the annotation of a GenBank genome assembly. Lineage: Eukaryota; Bacillariophyta; Bacillariophyceae; Naviculales; Naviculaceae.